This is a messenger RNA of Oncorhynchus masou masou (cherry salmon), 939 nucleotides long. Its product is annotated as putative gustatory receptor clone PTE03. The transcript has a single exon. Gene Ontology annotation, molecular function: olfactory receptor activity; G protein-coupled receptor activity; odorant binding. Bases 1 to 939 code for a protein of 312 amino acids. Gene Ontology annotation, cellular component: membrane. Lineage: Eukaryota; Metazoa; Chordata; Actinopteri; Salmoniformes; Salmonidae. Gene Ontology annotation, biological process: detection of chemical stimulus involved in sensory perception of smell; G protein-coupled receptor signaling pathway. The record is from RefSeq and is a predicted model, not a curated record.
AUGGAUGACUUCUCAAAUGUGUCUUCUGUUUUGACACUAGAAGGCUUCAAUAUCCCCACUGAAAGUGCAUUUUCCGCAUUUAUUUUCGCCAUACUGAGCUAUAUGGUCAUUCUCUUCUGUAAUCUGGUCCUGAUUCUCACCAUCAUCCUCAAUAGGAGUCUCCACCAGCCCAUGUACCUUCUGCUGCUAAACCUACCCAUCAAUGACCUUAUAGGCUCCACGGCACUCUUUACACAGCUCAUCAAAGAGCUUUUACUUGACACAAGGACCAUUCAAUACUCUGCUUGUGUCACACAAGCUUUCUUUAUUCAUGUCUAUGUAACAGGAUCUGUGUUCAUUCUGACUGCUAUGGCGUAUGACAGAUACAUUGCCAUAUGUUCCCCUUUGAGGUACAACACAUUGAUGACCAAUGCUCAUCUCAGGAAAAUCAUCACACUGCUAUGGGUGUGUGACUUGAUGUUAAUUGGAGUGCUCUUUUUCCUGCUGCUUCGAUUACCACGCUGCAGAUCUCUGAUGUCACACCCAUACUGUGACAAUCCCUCCCUGUUGAAACUGGUCUGUGCUAACACAGCCAUCAAUAACAUCUAUGGACUCUUUAUUACUGCCCUCUUGCAGGUCAUAGUUGUUUCUUCCAUCCUCUACACUUACGUUCAGAUACUUGUCACCUGUUUUAGAAACAAAGGAUCAGCUGACACUAAAAGCAAAGCUCUGCAGACUUGUGCUACACAUUUAAUUGCUUUUAUCCUCUUAGAGUGUUUAGGUCUUCUCACUAUUAUUUCAUACAGACUGAGCCAAUUUUCGCCGCAGUUACGGAGACUCAUAGGAGUUUCCACAGUAAUUUUCCCCCCAACUUUAAAUCCAAUCAUAUAUGGUCUUAAAACAAAGGAUAUCAGAGUAAAAGCAAUUCAUUUCUUGCGGACAAAGAUCUUUCCAUCCUAG